Messenger RNA from Conger conger (European conger), 2302 nucleotides. RefSeq names its product ubiquitin-conjugating enzyme E2 R2-like. Bases 561 to 1295 code for a protein of 244 amino acids. Gene Ontology annotation, biological process: protein polyubiquitination; ubiquitin-dependent protein catabolic process. Gene Ontology annotation, molecular function: ubiquitin conjugating enzyme activity. Lineage: Eukaryota; Metazoa; Chordata; Actinopteri; Anguilliformes; Congridae. The transcript is spliced from 5 exons. The record is from RefSeq and is a predicted model, not a curated record.
CAACUCAUUUAGCAAGCAGAUGGUAAUUGGCUACAGUCAGAAUACUUUGCUGGACUCGACGUCCGAUCAUUUAUGUUUUCGUUCUUUAGUGUAUUUUAUAGUUCUCAGAUUAUAGCGGUUGGUAUUAAAAUCCAUAUUUGAUCAGCAUUUUCUGGGGGCAUAUUAAAGUGGACAUUUCCUCUUUCCGCUCAGUUAGCUAGCGAGCUAGCUACGAACAACAAACAACAGACUAAUCCGAGUUGUCAGUGAUUUUCGCUAGGAAGUUAGCUAGACUAGCUAUCUGGGUGCAGUUGUUUUCUGAAGCCGUGGACGGAGACUGUUAGAGGGGAUAUCCGGGCAACGGUAUCCUUGAAUGUACGUUAUUAAAUUAAUCAUUGGAAUAUCUGAUCAGAUAACAUUACUGUGUCUAAGAAGGCUAACCUAGGCGGUGGGUAGCUAACUGGAUCUUUUUCGAUAACUGGCUAGCUGGCUAGCUGGUUUGUUAGCUAGCUGCUGGCUGGCUGACGUGACCAUUAUAACAGUGUAGGCUCAAAGUAUUUUUAAACAAAUAGUGCCGGAAUAUGGCUCAAUAUGGACAUGGCGUUAGUCAUGUAGCGAGUUCUCAAAAGGCACUAAUGCUAGAGAUGAAAAGUCUACAAGAAGAGCCAGUUGAAGGUUUCAGAAUAACUUUGGUGGAUGAAGCAGACUUGUACAACUGGGAAGUAGCCAUUUUCGGACCCCCCAACACCCUUUAUGAAGGGGGAUAUUUCAAGGCACGCAUCAAGUUCCCCAUCGACUACCCCUACUCCCCCCCUUCCUUCAGGUUCCUCACCAAAAUGUGGCACCCCAACAUCUACGAGAACGGGGACGUGUGCAUCUCCAUCCUGCACCCUCCGGUCGACGACCCCCAGAGUGGGGAGCUGCCCUCUGAGCGGUGGAACCCCACCCAGAACGUCAGGACCAUCCUGCUGAGUGUGAUCUCCCUGCUGAACGAGCCCAACACCUUCUCCCCCGCCAACGUGGACGCCUCCGUCAUGUACCGCACCUGGAGGGACAGCAAGAGCAAGGAGCGGGAGUACGCUGAGAUUAUCAGGAAGCAGGUCCUCUCCACCAAGGCGGAGGCGGAGCGGGACGGGGUGAAGGUGCCCACCACGCUGGCGGAGUACUGCGUGCGCACACGGGCGCCGCCCACGGACGAGGGCUCCGACCUCUUCUACGACGACUACUACGACGACGAGGACCUGGACGAGGACGAGGAGGAGGACGACGACGACUGCUGCUACGACGAAGACGACUCCGGCACCGAGGAGUCCUGAUGCCCCCUGACCCCGCCCUGACCCCGUCCUGACCCCGCUCUGACCCCGCCCUGACCCCGCCCUGACCCCCCCGCCUGCCCGCCCUGACCCCACCACUUCCCUCAACACCCCGCCUCUUUUCACAGACGCCCUCCCGCCUCAUGUCAUAACCCCGCCCCUUACUCAAAUCCCCGCCUCUUUUCUCAAACGUCCCCACCCCCUUGCACCGUAGCUCCACCCAUUCCCUUUUAAGUGCCCCGCCCCUUCGCCACCUAAACCAAUCAGAACUCCGGUGUGACUCCACUCUGGAUCAGGAGCCAGCCUGGGUUAUUAUCAUUAUUUUUUUUUAUCACCAAAUAAUAUUUUGUCCCUCUCUCCCUCCCUGCUGCUUCCAGUCAGUGCCCCCCCUCCCGUGAGCGCACGUGCCCCAAUUUUGGGGUCUGCGUCCCAGAACAUUUGAGCCGACCCUUUCUGCGCUAAAGCGCCCCCUGGAUGUCCGCGGCUCCGCCCUUUAAAUGACUGCAGGACUGGAUCAUGUGACUGAAGCAGGGGGAGGGGCCACUGCUCCAGUCCCUGAUUGGCUCGUGAUGCUCGUUGUGAUGCGUUGAGCCCUUCGCUGAGAGCCAGUCCUCAUGCAGGGUCCUGAGCCCCUCAGCCUAUCGGUGUUCAAAGACAUUUAUACCUUAUUGACCAGUUUAGCAAUAAGUGUGUGUGUGUGUGUGUGUGUGUCUGUCUGUGUGUGUGUCUGUGUGUGUGUGUGUGUCUGUCUGUGUGUGUGUCUGUCUGUGUGUGUGUGUGUCUGUGUGUGUGUGUGUGUUCCUGUUAUGCGUGUGUGUUCCUGUUAUGCGUGUGUGUUCCUGUUAUGCGUGUGUGUAUGCAUGCAUGUGUGCCUGUGUGUAUGUAUGUGGGUGUGUCUGUGUAUGUAUGUGGGUGUGCCUGUGUGUAUGUAUGCGGGUGUGUGUGUGUGUUAUUGGUGUGUGUGUGUGUGUGUGUUAUGGGGGUGUGUGUGUGUGUGUGUGUGUGUGUGU